CAAGUGAAUGAGCAUUAAGGUCAUCUUUCAGUGUCAUUUAUGGAGUUGAUUGUAGUUGUUGUUCUUGUCGGGUGUUUACUGUCAACUACAUACCAAGGUAAUUGCUCUGCUAUCCAUGAAAACAGGCUCAUUACAAGUGUGAUUUCCCGAUACAAUACGGACGUACGACCGGCUUUGGAUGUUAAAGCCUCUCUAAACGUUACCUUGGAUACCACAUUUAACAACAUUAUCGACGUGGAAAACAACGGCAAAAAAUGCGAAGGGGGUGCUCUUUUCAGAAGGGCGAUUGCUGAUAGAAAAGGAAUUAAAAAUCUUGGCAGUACUUGUUACUUGAGCGCAACACUGCAAAUGUUAGUCAGGGAUCCAGUCACAGAUUCUAUCAUAGAACAUUCGAGGAAUGAGUCAUCGAAAUCACCGGCUUCUACAGACAGCGAUUGUUUGAUCGUGGAGAGCGUUUUUCAAACCCAACUUGCAAAAGAUGUGGUUGAUACUCUCAGACAGCUGAGAAGUCCAUGUGUAACCGAGCGUCACAUUGAAAGUGUUGAUCCAAAAAACGUUCUGAUGUUCCUUUCAAAAAUCGAUUCCAAGUUUACCAUGGGAGAACAACAAGAUGCACAGGAGUGUUUAACUUUACUUCUGAACGAGCUGUUUGCCAAGCUACCAGAAACUGCGCUGUCAUUUAUGGGAUACCUUUCAGUAUAUCAAACUUGCCUCGAUUGUGCUGUUCAGAAGGAUAAGAUCGUUGAUCGGUAUUCCACUCUCAUAUUACCACUACCCAAUACGUCCGAAUGCCGCUUGGAGGAGUGCAUGGACCAGUACUUUGAGGACGAGAUUUUGGAUGAUGAGAAUAAAGUGCAAUGCGAAACAUGCUCAAGGAACACUGCCACUGGAAAAACGACAAMACUUUUAACGACUCCAGAAUCCUUGUACUUGAUUUUGGGAAGGUCCAAACUGAAUCAAAAGAAUUGUGCAGUUGUAUCUCUACCAAGAUAUAUAAACAUGGCAAACCGUGUGGUGGAGGUGUUACCAGAGCAUGAACAUAGACACGAAUACUCAUUAGAGACUGCUGUGCUCCAUCGUGGCCCAACGACAAAUUCAGGCCAUUACACAGUUCUCAUAAGACAGGGUAGUAAAUGGCUUCAUUUCGAUGAUGAURAUAACGUGCGCACAAAAAAAGAAGAGUACUUUGAAACGAAGGGCGUACAGACAGAUGUUUAUAUACUGAGAUACRAGAAAAAGGAAUACGAAGAGUACUUGUAUCUAGAGGAAACGGACGCCAACUUUUCUUGCGUUGAGGAUAAAAAAUUCUGGUCACCAAGCACAAAAGGAGAUGAGGAGAGUCGGCGUCCUUCCACUCAUCCGGUCAUAGAAAAUACUGUUGAUGUUUGUGACGAAAGCGAUUUGGAAACUCUGAAGAAUGGACAAUGGCUUAAUGAGAGAGUAAGUAGACACUUU
Molecule: messenger RNA, 1455 nt
Organism: Actinia tenebrosa (Australian red waratah sea anemone)
Lineage: Eukaryota; Metazoa; Cnidaria; Anthozoa; Actiniaria; Actiniidae
Product: ubiquitin carboxyl-terminal hydrolase 46
Biological process (GO): proteolysis; protein deubiquitination
Cellular component (GO): cytosol; nucleus
Molecular function (GO): cysteine-type deubiquitinase activity
Source: RefSeq, a predicted model, not a curated record